CCAACUUUUGCGACAGGGCCCGCCUGUGAGGACCUCACGAUUGCAACUUCAACCUUUCUUUGUUUGGCGCAAGCAAUCUCUUCAACUUUACGGUCGCCAGCUGGAUAACUACAUACAUCAACGAUCCUAAGGUCCAACUCCUCUCCUAAUGGCAAAAGGCCUAUGCUGAUUUUGAUUGAUAGCAGUACAUCUCAGACUGACAUUGAGUGCGCCCUUUCUUUCGCACAGCAGAUUUGAUCUUCAACACACACGUACGCAAGCACGCGCGACCGCGGCCGACCUUUACAAUGGCGGAGGAGGACGCAGAGAUAGCUCUCCUACACAAGCUGCAGGCAGGGCAAGAAGGCGCGGCAUGGGCGGUGGGUGGAGAGAAUGGGGUCUCAGUCAAAACAGAGGCAGAAGGCGGAGUUGAAGACGAGCUACCUGCACAAAAUACUGAGCAUAACAUCCAAGAAGUCCAAAAAGAAGUUGCUGCAGAUGCGAAUGAUCAAGUCCACUGUGCCUUAUCUCCUUCCGGCGAUGAUAAUGUUUCCGAUGGUGGCGAAGAUGAAUAUGAUCCAUCUUCUGUCAUUACUGCUUCUACUCCUCCUCAGCCCGCUCCCGCUGUCAUGAUCGCAGCAGAAGCCGCCUCGAGAUCUAGCUCCAGAACAUCCAUUCGGAAGCGCAAGACCGUGGGCGGUUUCUUAGCAGAUGAUUCGGAUGAGGAGAUCGAUACGGCUACGCCAACACAGAACUCAGCUAGUCUGCAGCCACCAGCAUCUAAUAAUCCUAAACGAUCUCCUUCCCCUUUACAGACAUCUGUCACCACCCAACAAGAUGUUGCGGCUGUACCAGAAAAUCCAAGUGAUUCGAAGGCAGCUCCCAACCCAUCGCAUGUUCCUUCUGUGACUUCUGGACAACCAUCUACUGUGCAAGCUCCUGCCGCUCAGAUACUUACCUCAGCAGGUCCAUCACAGAGUAUCUCUGUACCCAAAGCACGUCUCCCAAAUGACAAAAUAGGUAUACUUGAAGACAGAAUAAAGGAAGACCCUCGAGGCGAUUUAGAUGCAUGGCUGACCCUCAUCGCCGAGCAUCGUGGGCGCCACAAGUACGAUGAAGCUAUUCAGGUCUACGAAAGAUUUCUCGCUAUGUUUCCUCAAUCCGUGAGUAUCCCCAGCAUAAUCCUGUCAGACUUCUGCUAAUCCCUCUAGGCCGAGGUAUGGGCAGAGUACACUGAGAUGGAGCUUGAGAACAACCGACGAGUUGAAGCCGAGGCUCUAUUUGGAAGAUGUUUGUGGUUUGUGCCUAACGUGAAGCUAUGGUCCGUUUAUCUCAACUACAUUCGUAGAGUCAACGAUUUGUUGAGUGAUCCCGAGGGUACCGUUCGAGCAACUAUCUCACAAGCAUACGACUUUGUAUUAGGCGUUAUUGGGGUGGAUCGGGACUCGGGAAAGAUAUGGCAAGAAUACAUCCAAUUUGUCAAAAGUGCGCCUGGUCAUCUUGGAGGUACAAGUUGGCAAGACCAGCAAAAGAUGGAUCAGUUGAGAAAAGCAUACCAGCGGGCUAUUUGUAUUCCAAUGUCCAGUGUGAACGUGCUUUGGAAAGAAUACGACCAAUUUGAGAUGAACCUCAACAAGAUGACGGUAAGCUCGGAGAUGUUGAAAUUCUAAGACCACACUAACAUGUAGUAUAGGGCCGAAAAUUUCUUCAAGAAAAGUCACCAGGAUACAUGUCAGCGCGAAGUGCUAAUACAGCAUUGGAAAAUAUCACGCGAGGGCUGACCAGAACAACAUUGCCAAGACUACCUCCACUCCACGGAUUUGAAGGAGAACCAGAGUACAUGCUGCAGGUUGAGUUGUGGAAGAAAUGGAUUGCUUGGGAGCAAGAAGACCCUCUGGUUUUGAAAGAAGACGAGUUUGAUGUUUUCAAGCAGCGUGUUCUUUAUGUGUAUAAACAAGCAGUGAUGGCACUACGUUUUUGGCCAGAAUUGUGGGUCGACGCUGCGGAAUGGUGCUACAGUAAUGGGCUUGAUCAAGAUGGCGACACCUUUUUGAAUGACGGAAUAGUUGCCAACCCAGAAAGUUGUAUACUUGCAUUCAAGAAAGCAGACCGCUUGGAAACUACCUUGUCAACCGAAGAGAGUAGCAAAAAUCCAGCUGACAAGGGCAAUAUUGUUCGAGCACCAUACGACAAACUCCUCGACACUCUCUACGACAUGAUCAAGCAAUUGAAGGCUCGAGAAGCUCAGGAUCUUGUCAAACUUGAGGAAUCACUAGCUCUUGAUGCUUCAAUAAGUGCGAUUAUUAGCAAAGCAGAAGAUGACGAGGAGAAUGAAGCGGAGAAGGCACGAAGAGAGGCCGACAAGGCGGAAAAGACGAAGGCUAUUCAACUUGGCUAUGCGGGUCAAGUGCAUCUCAUGUCUCGAACCAUAUCGUUUGCCUGGAUCGCCUUGAUGCGAGCUAUGCGUCGAGUGCAGGGCAAGGGUGCUGUGAAGGAUGUAAUCGGUGGAUCGAGACAAAUUUUUGCUGAUGCUCGCGCUCGUGGAAAGAUCACAAGCGAUGUUUACGUUGCUAGUGCCUUAAUCGAGCAUCACGUAUAUAAGGAUCCUGCUGGCACGAAGAUAUUUGAGCGAGGUGCCAAGCUAUUUCCGGAAGACGAGGUUUUUAUCUUGGAGUAUUUGAAGCAUCUGCUAUCUAUCGGCGAUACCACAAGUAAGCACCCAGUGUGACACAUUUUACCAAAUUUCUAACCACAUAUAGAUGCCCGAGUUGCCUUUGAAACGGCAGUCAAUCGUUUGACACAGAAGCCUGAGAAUGUUCACAAAGCUAAGCCGCUCUAUUCCUACUUCCACAAGUACGAAUCUCAAUAUGGAGAGCUGUCACAAAUACGCAAGCUUGAACAGCGAAUGGCCGAGGUGUUUCCCACUGAUCCCAAGCUCCAACAGUUCGCCGCCCGUUAUAGUGGUGAAGGGUUUGAGCCAACCAAAGUGCGACUCAUCAUCUCGCCUGCCACUCAGAUGCGACCAAAGAACCUUGCUGUACUGCCUUCGAUUGAACAACAUACUUCGGUCCAAAAUAGUCCUCGGCCAGCAUUCGCACAACCACCCGUGCAAGAAAACAGUCCAAGACCUCAGUACUUACAGACCACAAACUCCCCAAAACGUCCUUUCCCCGUGGAUGACUUUGAAGAUAUGAACCGACCCCAAAAGAUGUUGCGGCGAGGCGAAUCGCCACUUAAAGGAGCGGCAGGUCGGCGUCUGAAUCAACAAAAGCAGCUCCAGCAGACGCAAGGAACCCCAACAUGGCAAUCGAAUGCUCCGCCUGUUGCGGUACCACGAGACAUCACAUUUCUCCUCAGCAUUAUUCCCAGAGCAGAUCUUUAUACGGCCACCAAGUUCAAUGCCGAAUCCAUGGUUCGACUGCUUAGUCAAACUCAUGUUCCGGAUUAUAGCGCAUGGAAAGCUUCCCGAGACCAGCCUCAACCAUUGCCACCUCAGCAACCGCCACAAGCACAAUAUGGUAGGGCUCCCAUCCAUCAAAACGACCGACCCCAAUCACAAGACCAGCAUCAACAGCCGCAUUACUCUUUUGCCGGUCAAGAUGACCGUAGUUGGCAAAAUCAGACCAGCUACGGAAACCGUCCAAGUCAAAAUGUGAACAAUGAACGUAACGGCUACUCGCAGCCACCAGUUCAGGGCAUGCAUUUGCAAGGACUUCCACCUCGGCCAGAGCCCAAUUCCGGUUAUUACCAGCAGGACUAUAACAACGCCCCUGGCACUAGUGGAAACUGGCAACAGCCCCAGGUUCAAAAUCCUGGCCCCUCUUUAGCGCCUGCUCAAACAUGGUAUCAACAACAAGCUGACCAAUUCGCCCCAGGGUACAACUCUUACGGUCGAUAAUCGAGAGUUCUUUAGCGGAUUACAAGCAAACUUCUUCAACACUCCGGACUGGUUUAGGCCUCCUCCUCCUUCCUCUUGGCCAAAGUAAUUCCACGACACGAGCAGCAUACAGGUGUGUAUUAGGUAUUGCUUACGAGCUGCGCAAUAUUUUCUUCUUAAUAUGCGGUGGAGGAACUUUUGAUGCUUUUCGGGAAAUGGAUUCAUUGGGUCACCCCAACAAGGUAUCUCCAAGUCCGAGCUGAUUAUCUUUCUUGUCUGUUGUCUUACUCAUAGCAUGGAGUUCUGGUGAACCCUGGGGAUCUCAAAAAAAUAGCAGGGCAGUGGUACCUGCUUCUAGCACUGAUGUAUAAUAGGAAAGCGAUAGUACCAUGCAAUGCAAUGCCAUUUCAAAAUUU
Molecule: messenger RNA, 4272 nt
Organism: Hymenoscyphus albidus
Lineage: Eukaryota; Fungi; Ascomycota; Leotiomycetes; Helotiales; Helotiaceae
Source: the annotation of a GenBank genome assembly